GGAGGCUGUAUCCCACUCGGUCACAAGGAAGAUGGAUUCAGUUUGCAUCUCUUCCCGCUUUCAACAGCUUCUCCGGGUCUCUGCAUGGGCUUCCAGGGCAGCGGCUAAGGAGACCUUACCAAGGAACACCACGCACUAGAUGCUGAAACAUCGCACUCCGGGAUAAGAAGCAGUAACAUGGCAGCACCUGUUUGAAAGGAAUUAAAAACCAAUAGACUCCAUUCAGAAAAGAACAAUGUCCAAGAAAGGGCGAAAUAAGGGCGAGAAGCCCGAGGCGCUCAUUGUCGCCCUUCAAGCUGCCAAUGAAGACCUCAGGACCAAGCUCACAGACAUCCAGAUAGAGCUGCAUCAAGAGAAGUCCAAGGUAUCUAAGCUUGAAAGAGAGAAGACUCAAGAAGCAAAGAGGAUUCGUGAGCUGGAGCAGCGCAAGCACACGGUCCUGGUGACAGAACUGAAAGCCAAGCUCCACGAGGAGAAGAUGAAGGAGCUGCAGGCUGUGAGGGAGAAUCUCAUCAAGCAGCACGAGCAAGAAAUGUCAAGGACAGUGAAGGUGCGGGAUGGGGAGAUCCAGAGGCUCAAAUCGGCUCUGUGUGCCCUCCGGGACGGCAGCAGUGACAAAGUAAGGACAGCGCUCACCAUUGAGGCCCGGGAGGAGGCUCGAAAACUGUUUGAUGCGGAGCGCCUUAAGCUCUUACAGGAAAUUACGGACCUGAAAACUGCCAAGAAGCAGGUGGACGAGGCUUUAAGCAAUAUGAUCCAAGCGGAUAAAAUCAAGGCUGGAGACCUGAGGAGUGAGCAUCAGUCCCACCAGGAAGCCAUCUCGAAGAUCAAGUGGGAGUCAGAGCGAGAUAUUCGGAGGCUGAUGGAUGAAAUCAAAGCCAAGGACAGGAUCAUCUUUUCCCUAGAAAAGGAACUGGAGACUCAAACAGGCUAUGUACAGAAACUCCAGCUGCAGAAGGAGGCUUUGGAUGAACAACUCUUUCUGGUCAAGGAGGCUGAGUGUAACAUGAGCAGUCCGAAACGAGAAAUUCCAGGCAGAGCAGGAGAUGGCUCCGAACACUGCAGCAGUCCUGAUUUGCGAAGAAAUCAAAAGAGAAUAGCUGAAUUGAAUGCCACUAUAAGAAAAUUAGAAGACAGAAAUACCUUGCUUGGAGAUGAACGAAAUGAAUUGUUAAAACGUGUGAGGGAAACCGAAAAACAGUGUAAACCUCUUCUGGAAAGGAACAAGUGCCUGGCCAAGAGAAACGAUGAGCUGAUGCUGUCUUUGCAGCGCAUGGAAGAGAAACUAAAAGCCGUCACCAAGGAAAAUUCAGAAAUGAGAGAAAAAAUAACAUCCCACCCACCCUUGAAGAAAUUAAAAUCUCUGAAUGACCUCGAUCAAGCCAAUGAAGAACAAGAGACAGAGUUUCUGAAACUUCAGGUCAUCGAACAACAGAACAUUAUUGAUGAGCUCACCAGGGACCGAGAAAAGCUCAUCCGCAGGAGAAAGCAUAGAAGAAGUUCCAAGCCAAUUAAGAGGCCUGUUUUGGACCCAUUUAUUGGCUAUGAUGAGGACUCCAUGGAUUCAGAGACGUCAUCCAUGGCCUCAUUUAGAACAGACCGAACACCAGCUACUCCUGAUGAUGACUUGGAUGAAAGUUUGGCAGCUGAAGAAUCUGAGCUGCGAUUUCGACAAUUAACAAAAGAAUAUCAGGCCCUCCAAAGAGCGUAUGCCCUCCUGCAGGAGCAGACUGGAGGCAUCAUCGAUGCUGAAAGAGAGGCCAAGGCUCAAGAACAACUCCAAGCAGAAGUGCUCAGGUAUAAAGCCAAAAUUGAAGAUCUGGAAGCGACUCUGGCUCAGAAAGGACAGAUAGAAAAACAGGAGGCAGAAAAUCACCGGUUACAACAGGAACUGCAGGAUGCCAGAGACCAGAAUGAGCUGCUGGAGUUUCGAAACCUAGAGCUAGAAGAAAGAGAGAGACGAUCUCCUCCAUUUAAUCUACAAAUUCACCCAUUCUCAGAUGGUGUGAGUGCUCUACAGAUCUACUGUAUGAAAGAAGGUGUCAAGGAUGUGAACAUCCCGGAUCUCAUAAAGCAGCUUGAUAUCUUGGGUGAUAAUGGAAAUUUGAGAAAUGAAGAACAAGUGGCCAUAAUCCAGGCCAGCACUGUGUUGUCCCUGGCUGAGAAGUGGAUCCAGCAAAUUGAAGGAGCAGAGGCCGCUCUACACCGGAAAAUGAUGGAAUUGGAAAGUGACAUGGAACAGUUCUGCAAAAUUAAAGGCUAUCUGGAGGAAGAACUGGACUACAGAAAACAAGCUCUCGACCAAGCAUAUAUGAGAAUCCAGGAACUAGAAGCUACUUUGUACAAUGCUCUGCAGCAAGAAACUGUUAUCAAGUUUGGUGAAUUAUUAAGUGAAAAACAGCAAGAGGAGCUGAGGACAGCAGUAGAAAAGUUACGGCGGCAGAUGCUGAGGAAGAGCAGAGAGUAUGACUGUCAGAUUCUUCAGGAGAGAAUGGAGCUCUUACAGCAAGCCCAUCAGAGAAUUCGUGACUUAGAAGAUAAAACAGAUAUCCAAAAAAGACAGAUAAAGGACUUAGAAGAAAAGUUUCUGUUUCUAUUCUUGUUCUUCUCUCUUGCCUUUAUUCUAUGGCCUUGAUGUCAAGGUGCCUCUAAAGACUAAUCGAAAACAUGGAUAAGACCCCAGAAAGGCAAAUGCUUCUAAACCUUCAAGAUGGCAGAAAUGUUUACAGCAGUGAAAGGGAGAUCGAAAAUUCAGAACUACCCUGUAGCCAGGACUACAACUAUGUAUUUUAAAGCCAUUAUUCAAGGUUUCUUACUUGACAGUUCCUACGUGACCCUGUUGAAAAUCUACAAUAUAUGCUGCAUUUAAUGAAACAUGUAUAUGUCAAACCAGAAGAAAAGAACUAUAAACAUAUAUUGUGUAAAGAAAAAAUUCAGCAAUGGAAACAGUUUCAGCAGAUCAAGCAAAGAUGUCUCGGGCAUAGAACCAAAGUUACAAUGAAACAUUCUACCCCUGCUGUGCAGGGGGUGCCAUUUUACUGUAACACCACACCCCAUGGAAACACUAGUCAUGAAAUAAACAGCAUUUUAAAAAAAUCAAAACAAAACCAACAAAACACAAGGGUGGGUGGGGAAUGAAGCACGAGGAAUACCUAUAAGGAACUAUUUACAAUAAAAUGUUUCAUUUGAAAAGUCUGGUUUCUUACUACAGGGAUUUGCUUUUCUGUCUUUAUUAUUGUUUAAACUCAGGAACAGAGACAUCUGCAGUGUGAACGGGAAAAAGAGCACUCUCCGAUGUGUUUUUCUGCAGAAGGUAGAGCUGGCAACUGCAUUCAUUCCACAGACGACAGAUGAGGAGCAGAUCGCAGUGACCCCGACUACACUGGUGACAAGGCCAAGGACUCAGGCGAACAUAACAUGAAAAAUAAAAGCAGACUUGCUGUUUCCUUGACCUUCCGUCACAUCUGUGUUCCUCCAUGAACAACAGACUGAUCUCAUUCAUAUCGAAAAUUAAGAAGAUAAUGCUCGAAAUCACAAGCUCCCUGACUUAAUUCUUUUUAGAAUGCCAACAUCUAUAGGGAACAUGGGCCAGAGAGCAUCUCUGAAUCUUUCAGUUUUCCAAAUACUGGUGUUCAGACGGCUGCUUAAAAUGCCUGUAAAUAAAUGUUAUGUUAUUUGAGUGAAAACACCAUAGAGGUGAUAAGUUAAACUUCUACCAACUAUUGAGUUUGCCACAGAUAUGUGAAUAUUAAACUAAAUUAUGAUUAUUUUUUUAAAUGGCCUGAUAUACCUAGAGCACUCAAACCUCUUGUCAUAUAGAUCGAUAACUUUUUUUUUUUUUUCCAGAGAGCUGACAACAAAAAGAUAGCUCUACUAUUUUAUAUAGAGGUAACAUUAUGUUACUGAUAAAGUUAUUUUCUACCAGAGUCAAUUAGAAGACUGGGACUUUUCCUAAGUUAUGUAAUACUGAGUCUUAGAUUCAGAUCUGAGAGCAUAUAAGUGUUCCCGAAAAGCUAAUUUUACACCUCAUUUACUGUAGAUAACAAAACAGCCUCAAUUUUUCAAGUCGUCAAGGUUUUAUUUACAGGGCUAGAAUUCCCAUGCAUGGAGAAUGUGUGUAGGGAGCCAGAAACUCUUUUCUAUGAAAUGCUACCCAAAUGCCCCCAUACGUGGGUUCAGUAUCUUCGGUUUUAGCACUGGCAUUUUCAAAGCCAGGACAAUAACUGAAGAAUGUACAAGAACAGCUACAAUGCUGGGCUCCACUUUUCGUUCUUACAUCUACUGAUGACACACAGGUAUCUUUGGCCCAGUCACAUAACCUCUCUGUGCCUCAGUUUCCUCAUCUGCAAAAUGAGGUUAAAAUGCUUUUUCACAAACUUUCUUUUUUGCAAUUCUGGAACAAGAGGUGCUUAAAGUAGCACAAAGUGCUUUGUAAUUAUUAUGACUGCUAUUAUUAUUUGAAUUUCUUGUAUUGUUGAGAAGAAGAGUCCCCUGCGUAAUAAAAUAAUGCUUCAGUUUGGUUAGAUCUAAGCCUGCAGCAAUGAUGCUUUCCCUUCAAACUACCAGGGACAUUACUAGCAAUAAAGAUUGAGAGAUCCAGAGCCAGGAUCUCUAAUAACCUAGAGUAAAUAGAUCAUCUCAUGCUACUGAACAAGGUAGAAUGUGUCAUUUCAGUGAUGAGUAUCUCCCAGCUCUCCUACUGCAUAUGCAAACCAUAAUAUAAAACUCGACUUUUACCGUAGGAGAGCCAACCAUGAAAUUAAGGCCUGGAGUGAACCGAUAGCAUGACAUAAUCCGAUUAUCCCUUUCAUUUGGAGGGAAGGUCCAAUGAUGUGAUUGGGAAUUUACAAAA
Pteropus alecto (black flying fox) is the source of this 4852-nucleotide messenger RNA. It is a transcript of the gene JAKMIP2, whose product is annotated as janus kinase and microtubule interacting protein 2. Gene Ontology annotation, molecular function: microtubule binding; kinase binding. The record is from RefSeq and is a predicted model, not a curated record. The coding region runs from base 236 to 2635 and encodes 799 amino acids. The transcript is spliced from 21 exons. NCBI's taxonomy places the organism in Eukaryota, Metazoa, Chordata, Mammalia, Chiroptera, Pteropodidae.